CACCUCCCCCUCCGCACCCUAGCCACCGCACCCCCCAAGAAGAAAGAAUGGCUCUGCAUCCUCCCCGACAAGCCCAACGUCCUCGACCUCCGCCUGCAAGUCCGGCCUACGCACUAUGCGGAACUCAAGCCCCUCAUCGAGGCGGGAAAGAUGGUCGUUGGCGGCGCGAUGGUCGACGCUCACCCGGAAGAGGGCAAGCUCCUCUCCUUCAAGGGGAGUAUGAUCGUGGUGACCGGGGAGACGGUGGAGGAGGUGCAUGAGCUGAUUAACAAUGAUAUCUACGCCAAGAGUGGGGUGUGGGACUUGGAGAAGGCGCAGAUUAUUCCGUAUAUUUCGGCGGUUCGGGAGCCGUUGAAUAAG
Messenger RNA from Aspergillus uvarum CBS 121591, 360 nucleotides. Its product is annotated as YciI family protein. The transcript is spliced from 4 exons. The record is from RefSeq and is a predicted model, not a curated record. The annotation marks the transcript as partial. NCBI's taxonomy places the organism in Eukaryota, Fungi, Ascomycota, Eurotiomycetes, Eurotiales, Aspergillaceae.